Molecule: messenger RNA, 1593 nt
Organism: Aphis gossypii (cotton aphid)
Lineage: Eukaryota; Metazoa; Arthropoda; Insecta; Hemiptera; Aphididae
Exons: 9
Coding region: 508-1593 (361 amino acids)
Source: RefSeq, a predicted model, not a curated record
CCGCCUAUGGUGCUAGGUGUGUAAUAUUAAUUUUAUAGAAUAUUAAUUUUACUAGGUAUUUAUUAUUUGUAUAAUUUAUAGAAAGGAAAAAAAUGUCAUGCGAGGCGGAAACUCACAAAAAUGAAGAUGACCCUACUUCUUCCUCCAUAAAACAGGCUUCAAUAAAUACCAUGAAAAAUAUCAAUUUAACAACCGUAAAAAAGACAAUACGAGUUAACAUGGAGUACCAAGAUUUGUUGGACGGGUGCACUGAGAUGGUUACUAAUAAUGGCAGACCAUUUUGCGCAGUUGAUGAUUCAGGUUUUAGAAAAAUUAUCAAUCCUCUGUUAAUACAAUUUGGACCUGAAUACACUAUUAACGUGAAAAAAUGUAAAGGAGAACAUCAUAACAAAAGGGAACCUAAUUAUAAAAAAUAUAAGCGAGGAAGUAAAGGGAAAACUUCUUAGCUUAAAAUUAGAUUGUGUGACUCGGCAAAACCUUUCGAUACUAGGGAUAAAUGUCCAGUAUAUGGACAAUAAUGAUGAUGUGGUUCUGAAGACUUUGGCGAUGACACAAAUCGACGUAAAGCAUACUUCGGAAAAUUUAAAACAUGCGGUCUGUGAAGUUUUAAAAAAAUUUAAUAUCUCCAAAAACCAAAUUUUUUCAAUUACUUGUGACAACGCAAAUAAUUUGAUUAAAUUAACAAGAAUUUUGAGAGAACCUGAUGCUACUGAUUUCACAUACAGUGAAUCUGAUAUAGAUUAUGUUAUUGUUGAUGCCAAAGAUGUUACAGACGGUGAACCAAAUAGCUCACAGGAAAUGGAAACUACUAUUUUGGAAGAUGUCAUGUUGGAAACUUUCGCACCUGAUCCUGAGCCACUAACCAAGUGCAUUCGCUGUAGUGCACACACAGUUCAGUGCUGUGUUAUUGAUGCGUUGAAACUAGAGUCAGUGCAAGAAAUACUUAAAAAAGUUAAAAGUAUUGUUAAAAAGUUAAGAACCAAAACCUUUAUAGUGAAACUAAAGAAAAAAGGCCUAAAAAUGCCAAAAAUCGAUAUCGAGCUAAGAUGGAAUACCUCUUAUGACAUGCUAGAUCGAUUCUUGGAGCAUAAAACUUUUUGUAAAAGCAGAGAAGAUAAAUAUCCCGAACUAAAGUUGGAUGAAUGUGAUUGGAUUGCAGUCUCGGGCAUUGUCAAAGCAUUAAAACCUGUUAAAAUAGCUACAAUGGAAUUAAAGGGACGAUCAGUAAAUCUGAGGACUUUCUACUCAGCUUGGUGUAAGCUUAGGGAGUCACUGGUUUUAGUUACAUCGGAUUUAGCAAUGAGUGUAUUAAAUGAAAUGAAUAAAAGACACAGUAAGCUGUUUGAUAUUUUAAUAUACUGUGCUAUGUAUCUGGAUCCAAGUUACCAAGGUAUUUUGACAGUGGAUGCCAAACAGCAGGCCAAACUGCAUUUGGCAAAAACUUGGAAAUUAUUAAGCCAUUUGAACACCCAUGUUAUACCAGCUAAUGUUGAAACUGAGACAAUAAACCAUCCAAAUCUGUCCGAUGAUGACAUGGAUUCACUCGUCUACACCGACUGCAACUACAAGUAUUUCUUCUGUUCCAUCCAUUGA